AGUGGCUGAAUCAGCGGUAGCUGCUGUUCAUUCAACAAGCCGCUGCGGUUUAAAGUGUUUUCUUGUUUUCUUUUUAACAAGACACCCGGCCGGUGCAGGCCCCUGAAAACUCUGGUUUUAUUCGGACUGUCGGAGGGCAGGCAUGGCUGGUCGGCUCCCCGCGUGCGUUGUUGACUGUGGAACUGGGUACACAAAGCUCGGCUAUGCUGGAAACACAGAGCCACAGUUCAUCAUUCCUUCAUGUAUUGCGAUCAAAGAGUCGGCCAAGGUGGGCGACCAGGCGCAGCGCAGGAUGAUGAGAGGAGUCGACGAUCUGGACUUUUUCAUCGGAGAUGAAGCCAUCGAGAAACCUUCGUACGCUACAAAGUGGCCGAUCCGUCACGGGAUCGUGGAGGACUGGGACCUGAUGGAGAGGUUCAUGGAGCAGGUCAUCUUCAAGUAUCUGCGGGCAGAGCCUGAAGACCAUUACUUCCUGCUGACGGAGCCUCCUCUCAACACGCCUGAGAACAGGGAGUACACGGCAGAAAUCAUGUUCGAGUCCUUCAACGUCCCGGGCCUCUACAUCGCUGUUCAGGCUGUCCUGGCGCUGGCUGCCUCCUGGACAUCCAGACAGGUGGGGGAGCGGACGCUGACGGGGACCGUGAUCGACAGCGGAGACGGAGUCACGCACGUCAUCCCGGUGGCUGAAGGCUACGUCAUCGGCAGCUGCAUCAAACACAUCCCCAUCGCCGGGCGAGACAUCACCUACUUCAUCCAGCAGCUGCUGAGGGAGCGCGAGGUGGGCAUCCCUCCGGAGCAGUCGCUGGAAACGGCCAAGGCUGUUAAGGAGCGGUUCAGCUACGUCUGCCCUGAUCUUGUUAAGGAGUUCAGCAAGUACGACAGCGACGGCUCCAAGUGGGUCAAACAGUACACGGGCGUGAACGCCAUCACCAAGAAGGAGUUCACCAUUGACGUUGGAUACGAGCGCUUCCUUGGCCCCGAGAUCUUCUUCCACCCCGAGUUUGCCAACCCCGACUUCACCCAGCCCAUCUCAGAGGUGGUGGAUGAAGUCAUCCAGAACUGCCCCAUUGACGUCAGGCGUCCUCUUUAUAAGAACGUCGUGCUCUCCGGUGGUUCCACCAUGUUCAGGGACUUCGGCAGGCGCCUGCAGAGGGACCUGAAGAGGACCGUGGAUGCACGGCUGAAGAUCAGCGAGGAGCUGAGCGGCGGCAAGUUGAAGCCGAAGCCCAUCGACGUUCAGGUUGUCACCCACCACAUGCAGAGGUACGCCGUGUGGUUCGGAGGAUCGAUGCUCGCAUCCACCCCGGAGUUUUACCAAGUGUGCCACACCAAGAAGGAUUACGAGGAAAUCGGGCCGAGCAUCUGCCGUCACAACCCCGUGUUCGGAGUCAUGUCUUAAAUGUCGGCGCGUGGCGCUCCACAAAGGAACGAGAAGGAAAAAUGAUACAAAAUUUUAAAAAGACGAGAAGUGCCGCAACGUGCUGCUGAAGUCCUACGAGUCUUUGCGCAGAUGCUUCAGCAGACCUGAACAUAACGACAAUGGACCAAACUACCGGGGGGAAAAAAGUCCUUGCAAAUGAUGAGACGACUCAACCCAAAGUAUCCUCGGAUAAAAUGUUUACUGCAGGGAGGUGAUGACUCUUCAUUUUUGCGUGCCUCGUCCAUUUAUCUUUACAGGGUUAAAACAAAUCAACAUGGGCUGGGUUCUUUGCAUUGCAUUAUGUACUUUAUAAAAUAAAUAAAAAACAACGGAGUGAAACAUCGUUUGUCCAAGUGGUGCCAAACAUAUUG
Nematolebias whitei (Rio pearlfish) is the source of this 1791-nucleotide messenger RNA. Its product is annotated as actin-related protein 3. The transcript is spliced from 12 exons. Gene Ontology annotation, molecular function: actin filament binding. Gene Ontology annotation, cellular component: actin cortical patch; Arp2/3 protein complex. The record is from RefSeq and is a predicted model, not a curated record. Bases 143 to 1399 code for a protein of 418 amino acids. Lineage: Eukaryota; Metazoa; Chordata; Actinopteri; Cyprinodontiformes; Rivulidae. Gene Ontology annotation, biological process: Arp2/3 complex-mediated actin nucleation.